This is a messenger RNA of Clonostachys rhizophaga, 321 nucleotides long. NCBI's taxonomy places the organism in Eukaryota, Fungi, Ascomycota, Sordariomycetes, Hypocreales, Bionectriaceae. The record is from the annotation of a GenBank genome assembly.
AUGCAGUUCAUGGUAGUGGAGGUGCUACGCACAACUGAUCACACUUACCGGCAUGAUCUGGAGUCCUUUUUCUACGUCCUGCUCUGGAUGUGCGCACGCCAGUCAUGGCGCAAUGGGUUUGCUGGCGAAGAGACGCCACCCAAGGAGAGUCUUCUUCGGAGAUGGGAAAUCGGCAGCUUCAAGUACAUCGCAGAUGCGAAGGAGGGCCACAUGACCGUAAACGGCGUCGAGAGGAUUAUGGGUGAAUUCUCAGGAGCAUUUGAAAGCGUGGAGCCGCUAUGCCUGAAGAUUGAAAAGAUUCUAUUCCCCUUAGACAGCUAG